Messenger RNA from Penicillium lagena, 1263 nucleotides. RefSeq lists its product as uncharacterized. Bases 1 to 1263 code for a protein of 420 amino acids. The record is from RefSeq and is a predicted model, not a curated record. The transcript is spliced from 2 exons. NCBI's taxonomy places the organism in Eukaryota, Fungi, Ascomycota, Eurotiomycetes, Eurotiales, Aspergillaceae.
AUGGAGACCGUCAACUCUCUCGACAUCCUGCCCGAGCCCGCUGGCCCUGAUGCGGCGUCGGGUUCUCUGCUGGCCGCCGUGCGUACACACCUUGCAAUGAACUCCUCCGACUCCGACCGGUCCCUGAUCUCAUCGCCUGCUGUUCCUGACAACAGGCCAGCCGUCCCUGCGACCAAGGUGGAGCCCACGACAGAGCCCUUCCCGGAGUACUAUGAAUGCGAGUCGCCUGACUCGAUCGCCGACCCACAGCACGAAGACGCCUACAAUUACGCCAUCUCCAAGGUUGUGCAAGAGGUGAUCAAGUUUCAGGAAGUGGACGCGCAGCUGGUCUCGUUGCCGCCCUUCGUCGUUGGCGCUACCAGCCCUAACCUGACCCUCGGCUCCGUCGACGGCGUUGACUGCCUGACCGUCGACCACAAGCACCGCACUCUCAACCAGAUGAAGCAGCUACUUUCCAUGCCCCAUCUGCGCCCCGAGACCCGCCGUCGCUUUGUCGCUCUCACCAACAUCGUGCUGCGUCUCAACUAUGUUCUGUUCCAUCGCGUCGAUGGCAAUGUCUGCAAGAUCUUCUUGGGUGCCCAGGAUACCACCGAUGCCCAAAAACUCGCCAACACCGUUCUGAUCUACCUUGUCUGGCUGGAUGACAUGAUGCAGGAAAAUGUCCAGGUCGCGACCAACGUUUCCUACAUCUUGGGUCACAUCGCUGCGGAGGAUGAUGACGAGACGGUGUACGUGCGCUACCGCCGAAUGGCCACUGUGGUAAUCGCGCACCUGAAGAAGCCGCGCCUGCUCGAACGUCAACUGCUCUCUGUCUACCUUGAACUCUACGAGGCCUGGGUGCACACCACGUUCCUCCGUCUGCGCAACCGUCAGAUCUUGCGCGAGGACAUCCCCAACACCGAUCGUAUGGAUCUUUCUCGCCACUUGCUUGCUAUCUGGGACGUGAUGACUCGCUGCAUUGACAACUACUCCAUCUACACCUUCACCACCUGCGACAUUCGCGAUCGCUACCUGGAGCCGACGAUGAAGGAUCUGCUUUGCGCUCCGGACAUCUGGCCGCAGUGUUGGGAGAUGACUCUAGAGGGUCACGAUGAGGAGAAGGAGAAGGAGAAGAAGGCGAAGGAGGGGGCUAAGAAGGAGUUGCUGAAGGUAAUUCAGAAUGAGGCUCUGAGUACUGCUGAAGCGCUGGCGCUGGAGGAGCAGCAAGAGGCUCAGGACCUGGAGGAGGCUCAGACUCAGGCUCUGAAGGGAUGCGAUUUUUAG